CUGUUCCUGCUCAGGAGAAAGCCAGGCUCCAGAAGCAACAUGUCUCAGCUGGAAACUGCAAUGGCAAUGACCAUUGCUGUCUUUGACCAGUAUGCAAGGGCUGAUGGCAACAGGCAAACCCUCUGCAAAGCAGAACUGAAGACUCUGCUGGAAAAGGAGCUCCCAAAUUUCCUUGCGUCUGGGAAGGACAAGAAUGCUAUUGAUAAAGUCUUCAAGAACCUGGAUGAAAAUGGAGAUUCCCAAGUGGACUUCAAAGAAUUUGUCAUCUUUGUGGCAUCUCUGACUUGCUGCUGUCACAAAUAUUUUGAGCAGAAUGCAGCCAAAUAGUUGUCAAACUACUCACAAAAGCUGUCUUUGCUUGUGCUCCAUAUGCCAGGGAUAUGGAUCCCUUCACUACUUCCAUGUACUGCUGGCAAGUUUGCAAGCACGCUGGACUGUAAAAAUAAACCCUACUGAGCUUAUUCCCUGAA
This is a messenger RNA of Passer domesticus (house sparrow), 470 nucleotides long. It is a transcript of the gene S100P, whose product is annotated as S100 calcium binding protein P. Gene Ontology annotation, molecular function: transition metal ion binding; calcium ion binding; calcium-dependent protein binding. The record is from RefSeq and is a predicted model, not a curated record. Lineage: Eukaryota; Metazoa; Chordata; Aves; Passeriformes; Passeridae. Bases 40 to 327 code for a protein of 95 amino acids. The transcript has 2 exons.